CGCGAUACCGUGGGUUUUUUUGCCCAGAGCUUCCAUCUCCAACACCACCUCAUCCCACAGCCAUUCGUUCUUCUUCACCUUAUGCUGGCUCGAUAGCUCGCUGGACUCUUACUUGCUGGGCUCUUCCAUGAUAUAAUCGCCUGUAAUGCUUUCCAGGUCGGCCGCUCACGCAAUUCGGUCGGGGCCGCAGUCCUCUCCCACGACACCCCUUCGAUACUAUAGCCAGUCUGCGGCAUCAGGGCUGUCCAGAUCAAAGAAUGCGCGUAGAGCACAGCUUAUGAAAGAGUAUCGGCAAGCGUACGAAAUUGAGAGCGGUCGCAAUGUCAUUCAGCUCCGACAGGGCAUGAGCUCUCUUCCAGCCUUGCGAUUACACGAGGAAACAGGAAACAAUGCAUCGAUACGCUAUGCCCGACCGAUGAUGAAGCGAAACCUGAACCCGCCGAGUCCUCCACAGUACUCGCGCAAGAGCAAACCCACACCAGCGGCAGAGCUCUCGGAAAAGCAAGCGGAAUUUGGGGGACCCAAGUCGGCAAAGGCCAAUGAGCCUGACGCUGAAUCUGUCAAAGAGCCCGUCCAAGAGCAUGCAAGUAAUACUGGGCCACUUCCAGACCUUCGACACGGCAUCCCAUCAACGUUCGCAAAGGAAUUUGGAGCGCAAGCAAAUGCUCGUGCUGAGCUCGAUGUUGAACACAGUGGACCUAAUGUUACUGAAGACCCUGAAAACCCUGCACCACCACCUGGAAGCGGCGGCCGCGGUGGUGCUGAGCUUCCGAAAUCUGCAUACGAGACCUCUACCGACCGGAGAAGAAACAGGACGGCAAACUACUCUGCAGUGGCAGCGGCCUUACUAGGUAUAGGAGGCGCCGUGUACUAUGGGCGAGACUGGGACACAGAAGAGGAGGCCAAGCUACACCCAGAGGCUCCUUCAGGCUGGGACUUUAGCCUGUUCUGGAAGCGCAUCAACGCCCGCUGGUCAAACCAGAUGAGCUACUACACCGAACCGACGUUCCCCAAGCUUCUCCCCGACCUAGAUCCCGCUCCACCGUACACGCUGGUCUUGAGUCUGGAGGACUUACUGAUCCACAGCGAGUGGAGCCGCGAGCACGGCUGGCGCACGGCGAAACGGCCCGGUCUGGACUACUUUUUGCGAUACCUCUGCCAGUACUACGAGAUUGUCGUCUUCACCAGCCUACCGCGCACCUCCGCAGAGCCCAUUGUGGCGAAGCUUGACCCACUGCGUCUCGCAAUCGCCUGGCCGCUGUACCGCGAGGGCACACGCUACGAGAAUGGCGAAUACAUCAAGGACCUCUCAUACCUAAACCGCGACCCCUCGAAAGUAAUCCUGAUCGACACCAAAAAGGACCACGCAAAACUGCAGCCAAACAACGCCAUUAUCCUCCCGCCCUGGGAAGGCAAAGCGCAAGACAAAGGCCUCGUCAACCUAAUCCCCUUCCUCGAAUACCUCGCCGCAAUGGGCAUCCCCGACGUCCGCGCCGCAAUCAAGUCCUUUGAAGGCACCGACAUCCCCACCGAAUUCGCCCGCCGCGAAGCCAUCCAGCGCGAGGCUUUCAACAAGCAACUCGCCGCCGAAAACGCCAAGAAACCGAAACGCUCCGCCUCGUCCUGGGUCGCGGGCGCGCUCGGCAUGAAGCCGCAACAGGGUGGUGCCGGCGGCCUGCAGUACGAAGACGGCCAGUCGCUCGCCGAGGGCGCGCGCCAGGGCAAGAUGCUGAGCGACCAGGCGCGCGAGCGCGGCCAGCGCCAGUACGAGCUGAUGGAGAAGGAGAUUCGGGAGAAUAGCGAGAAGUGGACCAAGGAGCUUGAGGAGAUGGAGAAGGCGAUGCAGGAGGAUUUUGUCAAGGGGAUGAAGCAGAGCUUUAGCGUUAAGAGUCUGCUUGGCUUGGCGCCGAAGGAGGAGCAGGCGAAGCAGCAGCAGGCUGGGGCUGCGGUGGAGAAGAAGUGACCUGUUUCUUCUGCUAGGUAGUUGAGUUGAGUUGGUAGGGAUCGAUCGGGAGGUGAACUGAUUGUGGUCGACUACUGGGGCUUCAUCCAUCCAUCCUUUCAUCCAUCCAUCCACUCUUUGUGUAGAUUGGUUGUUAGCUUGUAAAUAUAUAUGUACUACUACUAUCACCUACCUCCCCCAUGCCAGCCCCUUGGCUCUAUAGCCCCC
This is a messenger RNA of Pseudovirgaria hyperparasitica, 2170 nucleotides long. RefSeq lists its product as uncharacterized. Gene Ontology annotation, molecular function: phosphoprotein phosphatase activity. NCBI's taxonomy places the organism in Eukaryota, Fungi, Ascomycota, Dothideomycetes, Acrospermales, Acrospermaceae. Bases 146 to 1963 code for a protein of 605 amino acids. The record is from RefSeq and is a predicted model, not a curated record. The transcript is spliced from 2 exons.